AUGAACUCAGCAAGUAAUUCAAAUGUUGUAGUAACACAGAAAUCAACAUCCGCAACUCCAUUGAAAAAAGAAUCAACAACGAUUGGUGCAUGCACUACUGAAAUUGAUCUAAAUAUUAAUCGCGAAUGUAUUACUUUUGUAUGGCUUGAUCUUCGACGGGAUUCGACUGGAACUUUUAUUGGUACCCUUCGUGCAAUUAAUGAUUGUGUCCGAACUUUUACGGAUGCAUCAGCUUGUUUAGAUUUCAUAAAAUGUUCUCAUGAGAAAAUUUUCUUCAUUACAUCGUCGAGUAAUACUGAACUGAUAGCGACAGUACAUCUAUGCACAACUGUAGAAGCUAUCUUUGUGCUCGAUCCUGAGACAAACAGUGUUCGAGGAGAUUUUCCAAAGUUAAUCGAUAUUUUUACUCAACAAGAGGAACUUCUUCGAGUACUCAGAAUUACAUUAGAUACAUUUGAACAGAUUCAACUAGAAAGAUUUGCAUUUGAAACUGAUAAAGUCUUUAUAUGGUGGCAAUUAUGGAAGGUAGAAAUAACAAGUCAAAAAGCAAUGCCGAACAGUAAAAAUUAUUUGGUAGAACAAGCUCGAAACUAUUAUCGAGGCAAUCCAAAACGACUAAAACUAAUUGAUGAAUUCGAUAAAUCUUACCGAGCGAAUGAUUCCCUUCGUUGGUGUUUUCGUUCACCCUUUCCAUCGCGUCUUCUACGAUGUGCACUUAUGUCACCUACUCUUAAGCAACUCUCACCUUAUCAAUUUCUUAUUACCGAUGCGAUCCGUAUCUUACAACAACAAUCGAAACGCACUGGUCAUGGGCAAGUCUAUCGAGGCAUGAAAUUAUCAAAUGAACUGGUCGAUAUGUUCGAAACGCAUACAGGUGAACUAGUAUGUGUCAACGGAUUUUUUACAUGUACAAAAUCAAGAAAUAUCGAAUUACAAUCGGCUGCAUCACCAGGAUAUCGAUCUGACCUUUCAUCUGUCCUGUUUAAAAUUGAUUUUGAUGCAUCAUCUCGAUUUGCUGAAGUUGCAAUGGAAAACGGUUCAACAAUAGUGAUUUUUGAUGUUGCAACAAUUUUUCGAGUAGUAUGCGUCAAUCGAGGUUCGAUGUCGAUUAUCAAAUUGAAGACUGCUUCAGAUGAAGGAAAGAAACUAGCAUUAGAGUAUAAAGAAAAAAAUAAAGGAAAGACUAUCAAAAUUCUACUCGAUGAGUUAUCUGCUCCAUCAAAAUCGCCAACUCCACCACCAUCAUCACCACCAACAACUACAGUUGAAGCCAGAAAUGAGCUGACACGCAUCGGCAAUUCUCAAAUAUCCGAAGAUGAAUUAGAAGCAAAGAAAUAUUUGAAACAUGGAGAUAUUGAUCGAGCAAUUUUGGCUUAUCGACGUAUUCGACCAUUGUCAGUUCGAAUUCUUAAAUUAAUUGGUCAAUUGUCUGCCGAUGAAAAACAAGACUACGAUACUGCAAUCGAAUGUUAUAGACAGGCACUUAAAAUGCAAGAAGAAGCAGGCGAAGAUAUCGUCGAUACUUUAUCACGGCUUGGCACAGUUUAUCAUCAUUGUGGUGAUUAUGAAUCGGCUCUACAAUAUCAUAAUCGCGCUUUAUCCUUGUAUGAAUCUACUCAUCCACGUGAUUUGAAUUCGAUGGCUACUAGUCUUACUAAGAUUUCAAAUGCUCAUCGAGCUCACAAAGAGUUCAAGGAAGCUCUUGAUUAUGCACAACGAGCAUGGACGUUAUGUGAAUCUUGUGAAUCUGAAAACGACACUAUUGUGGCAAAAAGUUUGGCUUUAUUGACAAAUAUUCAUCAUGAUCUAGGUGAUGAUGCUCAAGCACUGAAAUUGGGCACACGUGCUUUGAUACUUUUCGAACGUACUCGUUCAUCGAAUCCAUCUCAAUCAGCGGAAUUAUUAAAUACUCUAGGUCUGGCACAAAUGAAUUUAGGAGAAUUAUCCGAAGCACGACAUUAUUUUGAACGAGCACUGAAAAUAUACUCACAUAUUGCACCAUUAGAACAGACAGAAUCGGCCAAAACUGAGAAAAAUCUUCAAUGUGUACUUGAAAUGCAACAAAAUAUCGAUAAUUUACAACACUAUUCUUGA
Rotaria sp. Silwood1 is the source of this 2094-nucleotide messenger RNA. Lineage: Eukaryota; Metazoa; Rotifera; Eurotatoria; Philodinida; Philodinidae. The record is from the annotation of a GenBank genome assembly.